Hibiscus syriacus is the source of this 1980-nucleotide messenger RNA. RefSeq lists its product as uncharacterized. The record is from RefSeq and is a predicted model, not a curated record. NCBI's taxonomy places the organism in Eukaryota, Viridiplantae, Streptophyta, Magnoliopsida, Malvales, Malvaceae. Bases 1 to 1980 code for a protein of 659 amino acids. The transcript is spliced from 3 exons.
AUGACGAAGGCUCAGAACGACAUGAUGAAAAACCUGGCUAGUUUAAUGCAAGGCAAUAGUAUAAUUCGAGAAGAGACUCCAGUUAUCGGUCAUAUUGCCGAGGAAUGUGUGUAUCCUCUAGGUUUUGAAUUAGGGGCUAACGGUGGAAAAGCCUCGGUUAUUUGGUACUUCCGAGUAAACAUUCUAUCCCCCUGGCUUCACACCACUGCAAGUCUGAGAACAACAAGCAAAGAUUGUUCAACCGGAAAAGCAGGAGAAAUGAUAGAGAUGGCAAUCAUAAGUGGGAAACUAGACAGGGGAGAAUCUAGCCGAAAGCCUCCAGCAAGAAUGAAGGAUAAUGAGAUCAGCAAUGUAAAGAAAUAUGAUUCUAAUAAUAUUACAGUUUCCCAACCUCAAGCCACUGGGUCGUCUACACAAAAUCCUGUUAAACAAGGGGCGAAUGAGCCAAGACAAGAAAGGGAAAGGGUUCAAUUUGACCCCAUCCCUAUGACUUAUAAAGAACUUUUCCAGAUCUUGUAUGACAAACAUGUGGUGUCCCCAUACCACACUUCUCCAAUCGAGCCUCCUUACCCAAAAUGGUAUGAUGUCAACGCUCAAUGUGAGUAUCAUGCAGGGAUAUCGGGGCAUACAAUUGAAAACUACUUGGUCUUUAAGAAGUUGGUGCAACGAUUAAAACAGAGAAAUGUCAUCAACUUCGGUGACAGUGAGCAGCCCAAUGUGGCUCAAAACAAACUUCCGAACUAUGCAGGGACCGGGGUUAAUGUUGUUAUUGAGGAGAAAGUAAAUGGAGUCAUAACCGAAAUCGAUGAAGUGAAGUCACCCAUGGAUUGGAUAUGGGGACAAAUGGUCAAAGUAGGCUGGUUGAUCUCUAAUGUUAACAAGAAUGAGCACGCUUGCCCCUGUCAUUGUUACGAGGAUCAUAUCAUUCAAGACUGUGAUGAGUUCAAGGCCUUGGUUCAAGGGCUGAUGGAUAGUAAAGACAUGGAAUUUUACCAUGAAGCUACAAAAGAAAGAGAGAUAGAAGUUUACGCUUCUGAAGGCACAUCCAAGGGAGUUUACAAUGCUAAUUGCCCUUUGGUCAUCACACCGAAAGCUCGGACUAUGGAAAAAGUAGUCCCUAAAGUGGUGAUUACACCUCCGUCAUCCUUUCCUUAUAAGGACAACAAGCAGGUCCCUUGGAAGUAUGAAUGCCAUCUAGAGAAUGGUAAGAAUUCAGAGGCUACUAAGGAAGAGACCAGUGAACCCGAGAAAAGAGCGGCCUCUGAUAAAGGAAAAAGCGUUGAGAUAUUACUGAAAGAUGAUGAGCCGACAGUUAAUGAGCAUGUAACCGAGAAUGAGACUAUAGAGUUUUUAAAAUUAUUAAAACAUAUCGAAUACAGUAUUGUCGAGCAAUUACAUAAAUUGCCAGCUCGUAUCUCAAUCUUGGCUUUGUUACUAAGCUCUGAAGCACAUCGAAGUACCUUGUUAAAAGUCUUGAAUCAGACUUUUGUGCCGAAAGAUGUACCAGUAGAAAAUAUAGAUCGACUGGUUGCAAAUAUUCAGGCAGAUAAUUUCCUUUCUUUCUCUAAUGAUGAGAUCCCCUCUGGGAUUAUGGGUAACUCUAAAGCUCUACACAUCACCGUUAGAUGCAAAGGUCAUGUGUUAUCACGGGUAUUAAUCGAUAAUGGCUCAGCUUUGAAUGUUAGGCCACUAGUGACUCUAAAAAAGCUAACAAUUGACUGUAUGCAUAUGAAGAAUUGCCAAAACAUUGUGCGAGCUUUCGACAGAACGAAGAAGGAAGUACUGGGAAAAACUGAUAUCCCUUUUACCAUAGGCCCGUCAAUUUACGAGGUUGAAUUCCUCGUCAUGGAUAUAAUGCCGACUUACAAUUACUUGUUAGGAAGGCCUUGGAUCCACCAGGCGGGAGUCGUACCCUCCACUCUACAUCAGAAAAUCAAAUUUGUAAUGGAGGGAAGACUAGUAUGCUUUAAUGUUGAAUAA